Messenger RNA from Menidia menidia (Atlantic silverside), 2883 nucleotides. Lineage: Eukaryota; Metazoa; Chordata; Actinopteri; Atheriniformes; Atherinopsidae. The record is from the annotation of a GenBank genome assembly.
CUGAGGUCUGGCCAGAAGGAGCCCAGACUACUGUCACUUAUUCAGCGCAGUGGAAACUUUAUACUUGGUGUGUUGGCCACCCCUGAUGCUGUUGGGUCUCACCCAGUGGCUCAGUUGUCCAUACCCAUUAAUAGUAAUUUUCAGCUUGUACGAGAAGCCGAAGAGGCUCUUCUCAUUGACUUCUCAGCGGAUCCCUGGGUUAAAAUACGCAUCAAAGGGGACAAAGUGCCAGAACUGCUGUUGGAACUCCAGGAGGAUGAUCGGACUCAGACCUUCAUUGCUCAGGUGAAGAGCGUUCAGGACCAAGUUGCAUCCAAACCCAAAACGAUGGAGCCCCUUACACCAGCGGCCCAUAGAGGUCCGGUCCCCAUCCCACCUCAAAGAGCACCCAAGAAAGCUAACACUAUGACAACUGGAGUCAACACACCCAAAUCAACUAAUCUUAUCAACAACACUUCAACAAAUAAGAACUGCACAGCUCCAGGUCAGUCACUUGCUACAGAGUUUGGAUUUGAGGAAAGCUUCAAUCACACUUUGAAAGUUGAAGAGAAGAAGAACCACCAGAAUCGAAUCGUUGCCUCCAGGGAGCCUCCACCUGUUCCUCCUCUACCUCCUCGCACGGCGUCCUUCGCACCAUCAAAUCCUCUUCCUCCUGCACCUGUCUUGAAAGACAGAGCUAUCUCCUUACAGGCUGGAGACAACUCAAUGAUUACUAGCAGCAAACCAGAUAGUUUUAGGUCAGGGUUUGACUAUGGGGACAGGCCACUGUCCUGGACUGACAGUCCCACCACUAACAGCAUGAAACAGGCCAUGCUCUCCAGCCAGGCAGGACAGAGAGAAUACCUCAUUAAACAUCGUCUAGCUAAAAAGGAAAAUGAGUACGUGGACAUUCGGCCCUUCAGGUUUUUCAUAGGUACGUGGAAUGUCAAUGGCCAGUCUCCAGACAGCAGCCUUGAACCAUGGCUCUCCUGUGAUUCUGAACCUCCUGAUAUUUAUGCUCUAGGAUUUCAGGAAUUGGACCUCAGCACUGAGGCCUUUUUUUACAUGGACUCAUCCAAGGAGCAGCUGUGGGUCGAUGCUGUGGAGAGAAACUUGCACUCAAAAGCAAAGUAUAAAAGGAUACGGAUCAUACGAUUAGUUGGGAUGAUGCUCGUGGUUUUUGUAAAGAAGAUACACAAGAAUCACAUAAAAGAAGUGGCUGCGGAACACGUGGGAACGGGUAUCAUGGGGAAAAUGGGGAACAAAGGCGGCGUGGCAGUGAGGUUUGUGUUCCACAACACAAGCUUCUGCAUUGUCAACUCCCAUCUAGCAGCACAUGUUGAGGACUUUGAGCGCCGCAACCAGGAUUACAAAGACAUUUGUGCCCGCAUGACCUUCCAUUUACUGGAACACCCCCCGCUCAGUAUCGUCAAGCACGAUGUAGUAAUGUGGCUCGGGGACUUAAACUAUCGCCUCUUUAUGUACGAUGCUGCUGACGUCAAAAGGCUUAUUGCUGAGAAUGCCUUAAAGAAGCUCCAAGAAGUUGAUCAGCUGAACAUCCAGAGACAGACUAAAAGAGCCUUCACAGACUUCAUGGAAGGAGAGAUUACCUUCAUUCCCACCUACAAGUAUGACCCAAAAACAGAUCGAUGGGACUCGAGUGGGAAAUGCCGUGUCCCAGCCUGGUGUGAUCGAAUCCUCUGGAGGGGCAACAGUGUCAAGCAGCUUAAAUACCGAAGUCACAUGGAGCUGAAAACCAGUGACCACAAGCCUGUUAGCGCCCUCUUCAGUGUAGGGGUGAAAGUUGUAGAUGACCAGCGCCACAAAAAGGUGUUUGAGGACAUUGUUCGGGCAAUGGAUAGGAUGGAGAACGACUUCCUUCCAUCUGUAUCUCUGAGUAGGAGGGAGUUUUCGUUUCAGAAUGUAAAAUUCCGUCAGCUGCAGAAAGAGCGCUUCCAAAUAACUAACGAUGGACAGGUACCCUGCCACUUUGCCUUCAUACCCAAACUGACCGAUUCACAGUACUGCAAGUCAUGGCUGCGUGCCGAGCCAAGUGAUGGAUUCUUAGAGCCAUCUGAGACCCUGGAGAUCUAUCUGGAGGUUUAUGUCAGCAAAGAUUCAGUCACACUGCUAAACUCUGGAGAAGACAUGAUCGAGGACAUUUUGGUGCUUCAUCUCGAUCGUGGCAAAGACUACUUCAUCACCAUCUCUGGAAACUACCUGCCUAGCUGUUUUGGCACCUCACUGGAGAGCCUGUGUCGCAUGAAGAAGCCGAUCAGAGAGAUCCCCAUCACCAAGCUCAUUGACCUGGGAGAGGACACCUACAUGGAAAAGGAGAGGUCUAAGGUGAACUUCCUUAUGAUUGAUGGAGGAAGCACGGAGGACAAACCUCUGAAGAUCCCUAAGGAGGUGUGGAUCCUGGUGAACCACCUCUACACCAAAUCCUGUGAUCAGGAGGACUUGUUCCAGACACCUGGCUUACAGGAAGAACUCCAGAGCAUCAUUGACAGUCUGGACACCAGCAUCCCUGACUCCAUCCCUGGGUGUAACCACUCUGUAGCUGAGGCUCUGCUGAUCUUCCUGGAGGCUUUGCCAGAGCCAGUGGUGUGUUAUGAACUCUACCAGCGGUGCCUCGACAGUUCUCAUGACACCCGCCUCUGCAAGCAGUUGAUCUCCCAGCUGCCCCGGGCUCAUCGUAAUGUGUUUCGCUACUUAAUGGCCUUUCUGAGAGAGCUUCUGAAGCAUGCGAAAAAUAACAAUCUAACAGCUAACCUGAUAGCCACCCUCUUUGCCAGUCUACUCAUCAGACCACCCCCCAACUUGGUGAGCAGACAGACAUCACAUGACCGGCAGAAAGCCAUCAACUUUAUUCUGGGUUUCCUCAUGGCUGGAGACGAGGAGUAA